Notechis scutatus (mainland tiger snake) is the source of this 1336-nucleotide messenger RNA. Lineage: Eukaryota; Metazoa; Chordata; Lepidosauria; Squamata; Elapidae. The record is from RefSeq and is a predicted model, not a curated record.
AUGACGUUGACCUGGGCUGUCUACGCAGAAUUGACUGCAAAAGAGGGCAGCGGUUUUGUUUUGGGAGAAGCUGCCAUUUUCGAGGUGCUCACUUCCGAGGCCUCCUACUUGCGCAGUCUCCGGGUGGCCGUCUUCCACUUCCAGCUGUCUCCCGCCUUGCGCGGAGCUGUCACAGGGGCCCAAGUGCAGCAGCUGUUUUCCAAUCUCUCGCAAGUCAAGGACACCAGUGAGAGCCCGCCAAGGCCUUCGGAAGCCUCCCAGGACAGUCACCUGCGGGGCAUCCAACACGCUCCUCUUCCUCCUCCUCCUCCUCCUCCUCCUCUCUGCCCCCUGCAGGUUUCUGCUGCAGCUGGAGGAUCACCUGGAUCAGGACGUCUUCUUGUCAGGUCUCGGGGAAGUGGUCCUGAAAAACUGCCCUGCUUUCCACCGGGCUUACGUCCCCUACGUCACCAACCAGAUGUAUCAGGAGCAGCUCAUGCAACGGCUGAUGUGAGGACCAGGAAGGGGAACAGCCGCUUCCUACAGGUCCUGCGCACGCUGGAGGAGCAGCCGAUCUGCAAGAGGCAGCCCUUGAAAGCUUUCCUGGUGUUGCCUUUCCAGAGGAUCACUCGGCUCAAAAUCCUACUACAGCCGGGCAGAGAACCCGUUGCUAAAAUUUGUGAAGCCCAGUGGCUCGUUUGACUGUGGCUUUCUCUCCCUCCAUGUCAGAACAUCCUGAAAUGGGCCGGACCCGAUUGUGAGCUGGCCAAAUCAGUGGGCUUGGCCCAUGAGGCCGUGGGGGAGAUCGUGUCCCAAUGCAACAAGAACGUCCAAGCCGUGAAACAGAAAGAGGAGCUGGAGAUGCUGGAAAAACGGAUGGACUUCUCCAAGGUCAAACCUCUUCCUCACUUCAGCCAGGGGCGCUGGCUAAUUCACGAAGGAGAGCUCCGGCAGGUCCUAAUCCAAGAGGCCGGACUCGGCUACCGGCCCCAGGUCAGCAUGAAGUCCAUCCAUCUGCACCUGUUCAAUGACUUGCUGCUGCUCUCUCACCUCAAGGAAGACGGGCGCUUCUUGGUGAUGGACUACGCCUGGACUGGUCACGUCAAAGCCGAGCUUUUCAGAGCGAAAUCCUUGGGACUCCCAGAAUGGAGCUUCUACCUCUCCAUGGCCCAGAAUCACAGAGAUGAAAGCAGAGACCUGGUCCUCAAGGCAGGCAGCGAGGCCCAGAGACAAGACUGGAUUUCAUGGCUAAAAAGCCACUGAGAAAACCUCAAGGCAGGAAUUCCCAGGCGUCUCCGCCAGGCCUGGCUGCUUCUAACAACCAAAGGAGACGUCUUGCAUUGGAACUACCCAUGGA